Molecule: messenger RNA, 1516 nt
Organism: Lolium rigidum
Lineage: Eukaryota; Viridiplantae; Streptophyta; Magnoliopsida; Poales; Poaceae
Product: putative glutamine amidotransferase GAT1_2.1
Exons: 1
Coding region: 46-1389 (447 amino acids)
Cellular component (GO): cytosol
Molecular function (GO): hydrolase activity, acting on carbon-nitrogen (but not peptide) bonds, in linear amides
Source: RefSeq, a predicted model, not a curated record
GUUAGUCUGAUCGUGGUCUACGAGGCAACAGCUAGCUCGCCGGCCAUGUCUCCCUCCCCUGAUCUCUCCCGCGUCCUCCCCCGCGUGCUCAUCGUCUCCCGCCGCACCGUCCGCAAGAACAAGUUCGUCGACUUCGUCGGCGAGUACCACCUGGACCUCAUCGUGGGCUACGGCGCGGUGCCGGUGAUCGUGCCGCGGGUGGACGGCGUGCACACCAUGCUAGACUCCUUCGAGCCCAUCCACGGCGUCCUGCUCUGCGAGGGCGAGGACAUCGACCCCUCCCUCUACGACGCUGGCGCCGACAAUGAGAAGGACGGCCUCACGCCGGACCAGCUGGAGGCCGUGCGCUGGCUUCACCCGAGCGACGCGGCCGUGGACCACGAGAAGGACUCCAUCGAGCUCCUCCUAGCACGCCGCUGCCUCGAGCGCGGCAUCCCGUUCCUCGGCAUCUGCCGCGGCUCGCAGGUGCUCAACGUCGCCUGCGGCGGCUCCCUCUACCAGGACGUCGACCAGGAGCUCCCUUCCCAUGCCUCCAACACCGCCGUGUGCCACAUGGACUACGCCGACUACGACGGGCACCGGCACCCGGUGCGAGUCCUCCCCGGCACGCCGCUGCAAGAGUGGUUCGCGGAGUCGCUCGGCGGCGAAGAGGGCGAUGAGAUGAUGGUGAACAGCUACCACCACCAGGGCGUGCGACGGCUGGCGGAGCGGUUCGUGCCGAUGGCUUUCGCCCCCGACGGGCUGGUGGAGGGGUUCUACGACCCCGACGCGUACAGCCCCGGCGAGGGCAAGUUCAUCAUGGGGCUGCAGUUCCACCCGGAGCGCAUGCGCAAGGCGGGCUCCGACGAGUUCGACUACCCCGGCUGCGCCAAGGCAUACCAGGAGUUCGUCCGCGCCGUGGUCGCGUACCAGGCUAAGCUCGCCGUGGUGAGACGUUUCCAGGACGUGGUCACGCACGGCCGGAGCGCGGUCACCGCGGCGGUGCCAAAGCUGAGCCACGACAUGGAGAAGCAACGCAAUGUGCUCGUCCGGAGCUUCUCGCUGGCCAAGAACAUGUACUUCGGCGCCGGAGAUACAAAGCCGGCAGAGGCUGAGCGGCGCGAUCUCGACGCGGGGGCCGAGUUCCUCGAGACCGCGGCGGCGGCCCUGAGCUCGCAGCAGGAGAAGCGGCUGAAGCAGAUGGGCGCGACAGUGCGGAACGCAUCGGGGUACCUCAACAGUAGGCUGAAGGUGAACGAGGAUAGGGAGGCGGCGGCGCGGGCGCUCAUGGGCAAGAUGUCCGCCGUGCAGCUCUCCAGCCUCGCCGCAUUCUACCGCAACAUGGGAGCCAUCUGCUCCGACGUGCUCGACGCCAAGCUCCAGCCAACGUCUCCGACUCUGCAGGAGUGAUGACUGAAAACCAAACGGUUUGCAGUGGCAUGGUACUGAAUUAGUCUGUGAUGGUGAUGUAGCUGGACGACAAGUGUUUGUUUGACUUUGUUACGUUGCCCGUACAAUGUGAAUGUAUCUGCCCAUU